CGCGUCCACGCACGCCACGCUCGGGCCCCGCCCACUCCCUGCAGGACGCGUCCUCAGAGCGCCCCAAGGAGGCUCCGCAGCGGAUUUCGGGUGACGUCAUUUCCGGCGACUCUCCGGCGCUUCCGGCGUGACUCGUUGGUUCCGGCGAGCGGCGAGCGAGGGUGAAAGUGACUUUGAGAACUGGUUAAUUAGCAUGGCUGAGGACAUCAAGUCGAAGCUGGCUCGUUACAAGACCGCGCCCUUCGACAGUCGCUUCCCCAACCAGAACCAGACCCGGAACUGCUGGCAGAACUACCUGGACUUCCAGAGGUGCCAGCGCGCCAUGGCCGCCCGCGGUGCCGACGCCAGCCCGUGCCAGUGGUACUUCCGCGUCUACAAGUCGCUGUGUCCCACGUCCUGGGUGACCACGUGGGACGAGGCCCGCGAGGAGGGGACCUUCCCCGGCAAGAUCUGAGCGUCCCCACCCCCCCCGGGUGACACCAGUGACACCGCGGUGACGCCACGGGGGAGGGGAGGGGACACCGGUGACACCGCGGCGGGGGAGGGGAGGGGACGCGGCUGUCACCCCCCCCCCGGGGAGGGGACAGGCGGUGGCACCGCCAAUAAAGGGUUAAAAACUGG
Molecule: messenger RNA, 621 nt
Organism: Pseudopodoces humilis (Tibetan ground-tit)
Lineage: Eukaryota; Metazoa; Chordata; Aves; Passeriformes; Paridae
Source: RefSeq, a predicted model, not a curated record